AUGUUCAAGAUUCUCGCCCUGAUUGCCUGUCUGGCUAUUGUUGCCUCGGCCCAGUACCAUGGAGAACCCGAGCACAAGGAACACUACGCACACCCGAAGUACAAGUUCGAGUAUGGCGUCAAGGAUCCUCAUACUGGUGACCACAAGAGCCAGUGGGAAGUACGUGACGGCGAUGUCGUCAAGGGAGCCUACACCCUGCACGAGGCCGACGGAACCGAGCGUGUGGUCGAGUACAAGUCGGACGGUCACAACGGAUUCGAGGCUGAGGUGAAGAAGGUCGGACAUGCCCAUCACCCGCAGGGUGCGAGCUAUGUCAAUGUUGAUAAGCAUUACUAA
Messenger RNA from Anopheles moucheti, 336 nucleotides. RefSeq names its product cuticle protein 19-like. NCBI's taxonomy places the organism in Eukaryota, Metazoa, Arthropoda, Insecta, Diptera, Culicidae. The transcript is spliced from 3 exons. Gene Ontology annotation, cellular component: extracellular matrix. The coding region runs from base 1 to 336 and encodes 111 amino acids. The record is from RefSeq and is a predicted model, not a curated record.